Messenger RNA from Aspergillus oryzae RIB40, 1638 nucleotides. RefSeq names its product putative C2H2 finger domain protein. The record is from RefSeq and is a predicted model, not a curated record. The transcript has 3 exons. NCBI's taxonomy places the organism in Eukaryota, Fungi, Ascomycota, Eurotiomycetes, Eurotiales, Aspergillaceae. The coding region runs from base 1 to 1638 and encodes 545 amino acids.
AUGAGCGAGCCUAACCCCAAAAGACUGGCUUGGGACAACUCGGGGGAUAUCCUCCAAGGUAUGCUGGACCGGCAGGUCGCACCAACAUCACCGCAGUUAGAGUUCUCGUCGGAUGGGUUUUUAACCUCUGAAUAUGCUCUAAGCGAUCCAGCGUCUUUUCUGGGCCUGCAAUUCGGUCCCGAUUCCGCAGUAAUCCCGCACAGCCAUCUAUCUAUGCUCAACCAAUGGCCACCACAUCACCAGCAAGCAUCAUCACCACCGCCUCAGCCCAGCCUGGAUGUUUCUCAGUACCAUCACCCGCGGUUAACGAGCAAUCAAGAUGCGUGGAACCCACUUCAAGUGACAGGCGUGCCGGUGAGCACGUCGACAUGGGGGUUUCCCAACGCGAAUAAGCUCCAGCAGACGCCCAAGGGUGGCCGCAAAAAUUCGACGGGGCAGCACAGCGCAAUCUCCGAGAGUGACAGUCAUUAUAAUGGCUUCCACCCCUCGGAUUCAGGAUACUGCAGUCGCAGCUGUACCACGCGUUCGGUCACCACGUCGUCUUACGCAGUUGAUUCCGUCAGCAGCCCAUUCUUGGCGCCGCAUGAACAUGAACAAGAAGAUCGAGCAUCAAUGUUGGACCUUGGCCCAUCCCACUGUGGCGACACAGUCGUCGAUGCGCUGGAGAUAGUCGAAUCACCAUCUUUGAUGUGUCAUGAUGUGAUUACAUGUGAUUACCCCAACUGCCCUUGGACGGGCAAAUGUCCAUCCGAUAAGAGGUAUGUUUACUCUUUUCAGCAUGUUUUAAAAAAUUCACUCUGCAGAAGAAUCAUAAAGUUGACUGGCAGCAGGAAGCAUGAAGCGAGACAUAGAAAGCUGUUCAAAUGCGACGAGCCCGGUUGUACGCGGAAGGAAGGCUUCGGUACCAUCAAUGAUCUUGCACGACAUAAAAAGUGCGUCCACAAACAGGAACCAGAACGCGGCCCCAAAGUGCUGUACAUGUGUUUUGGGCGUAACUGUCCACGCCGAGGUAAGGAAUGGCCCCGGUUGGACAACUUCCGUCAGCAUCUCUCCCGGAUGCACAAUGACGAGGAUACCAGUGAAUUACUGAAAAGGCCAUCUAAUCAGUCAGGCCUUCAACCAGUUGAGGACCCCCAGACUCAACGGAGAUAUUCCACCUUGGAUAGUACACCAAGCAUUCCUGCAAGAGAUACUACGCAGCGCCUUGAUCUACCGGCCCUGACGACCCUCAAUCUGGGCUCUACCACGGACCUGGAUCCUUCUUCCACUUCUUCUCGGCUAGGACACGCCCAACCUGACAGAAUGGAAAAUAUGGUAUCCGAGAUGGCUACUAACAUGGUCAACGCCAUGGCAAGAAUGAUGAACAGCAGUAGCAACGAUAACGGUAACAGCCAGCGCAGACACAGCCACCAUAUGGGCGACAAAGUAGAGACACUUGGAGGGAAUGACGGAUUGUCCGAUCAGAAGCGGGAGAUUAUGCAGAAGAUUUUAUCUGCAGCUCUAGACCAAGUGUCCGGAAACCCAGAGCCUAGUCAGGCUGAUUCGCAGACGGUGCCUGACAGUAAGUCCGACAAAAAAGGCUGGAUACAAUGCGAAUUCUGCACGAAGCGCACGCGUCUGCGCUGUGAAAUGAAGUAG